GACUCUGACCCAUGCAGUUUAAUUGGUGUGUAGAAAUUGACCUAACAGACAUACGGUAGGUGCAAUGAAUAUCAGAUUUUUACUUAACUUAAGCAGCAAACAGCUAGUUGUGUGAGCUGCAGACACAAGGAGAGCCAUAAACUUUUAUUUCAAUGCUAUGUUGCAUACAAAAUUAUAUUUCAGCCUCCCACAGUGACCAAAAAAAACUUCAUUUGUUCCUUGGGGGCCUGUGGGAGCUGUUGUGCAGGUUUACAAAGACAGACAGACAUGGAUUAAGAUAUAUUUGUCUCUCUUGUCCUGUGUCUCGACAUGAGAUGAAGGCCCUGCAUUCUUCAGGCUUUGUGCAGACGGACAGAGACAGUAUCAGAAUGCACCUUUAGCCUGGAUUUGGCCAAUAAAUGUUGACUGUGUCCACCUAGUCUGAACAAAGGAAAUUGUCUGUCUGUGGCUGGUGUGUGUGUGUGUGUGUGUGUGUGUGUGUGUCAGUGGCACAGAGGUGGUUCGUGACUCUGCUGUCAGAGUCAAAUUGCAGCGUGUCUGAUAUGUAUCUGUCCUGGUUCGAACCUGAGCCACUGCGGUAAGACUCAGCCUUCAUGGUACGCGGCCUACCAGGUGAGCAACCACAUUGUUGUGGGUUUGAAUGUGGCCUGGGAUCAGUGUCAACUCUGCUAUUGCUUCUCUGCUCGUAUCAGCUCUCUGUUGAACACAAUCACCUGAAGUUCAAGAGACAUAAUAUCAUUCUUGUGGCUUCAAUGUGCACUCCUUUGUGUUUGAUAAAGAAAAACUUCUUUGUUGCCCAUUAAAACCUUGAAGUACAGUUUAAACAGGAAGUCUACCCUGACAUCCACUGUACAAGAAUAGUUAGUUAAUCCCUGAAAGACUAAAUAUAAACAUUAAUUAAAAAUUUGGAUUAUUUUUGUUUUUUUAUAUAUAAGGUUUGUUACACAACUACGAUUCCUGCUGAAAGGUUUGUUAUACAACAGGGGCAGGGUUUCAGGGGCCCCUAAGGACAAAACACAAGGAAAAAUUCCUGACAUACUGCUUACAUCAAAAGCCACAUGCACAAGAAUGAAAGCAUAAAGUUGAACUAUUGUACUACUACUUUUGUAUUUGCAACAUUCUAUAUUUGGUAUAAAUGUCCUUAAUGUGGGUGGGUUUGUAUGCGAGGAGCAUUUGCAUUCUCCUUCUCUCCUCCCUCCCUUUUGUCCUUAUGGGCCACCGUAGAUCUGGUUUUGGAACUCUAUAUACGUGAAUUACAAACACAAAUUUGGGAGAGAUCGCAGUACACUAACUGUUAUGAGGACUGUUUGAUUCAUGAUAGUAGAUGGAAAUCAUUUUGGGGGAAAACAAUGGAACUGGAGGUUAAUACAUCACAUGACAUUGCUGACCAAUUGAAGGCAACAGUGGGGGGGGGGUCUUUGAAUGAAUUUAGUUGGCCAGGCUGAAAAUGCUGAUCAAGGUCAAAUGUGGUGCUUUGUUUAAGUCACAAACUUGUCACCUUGAACAUGUGAACACGCCAAAUAUAAUUAUGUUUGGAGUAUGCAUCUGACCUGACCAAGCACCCAGAUGCCAGGCCAUGUGAAUACAACAAAACCAAACCCAACCUGAAGUUCGUCCAAUUGCAAAACAUACUAACCCAAUCAAGACUGGGGAAUGACAACUCUCAAAAACUGAUUUCAAUCCCAGUGGGAUGCAAAGUGGCUGCUGCAGAUAGAAACUCUCAACAACUUUCAGAAACUUUUCCUUAAAUCACUGAGUGACACCCCACACGACACUCAUGACUCAGUUUCUAAGCUCCAGGCUAAGCAAAUUAGGCUACGCAAUGCUUUGAAGAGGGUGGGCCGGAUCUGUAAAUGACACAAGAUGUUCUGGAUCUUGAUUCCUGGGGAGCGUCAACUCCACUCAGGCUAUUUUCAGUGUCUCUCUCUGAGAUUAUAACACCAUAAAACUAGUCCAGCCGGUUUGGGCGCUUGGCUGGAAAAUUCCACAUUCUUGAGUGGUUCUAGCUCCUGUGCUGUAUUGCUGGUAUUUCCUAGUUGUUUUAUGCAGAGAUGCUGCCAUGUAGACCCGACUGGGGUCCAUCAUGAGGGGCCAUCUGGUCCCUCAAACCCAGAUCAGAUGGUAGGCCUGGGAUGAGGAGAUAUACUGGAGAGAAGUAGCACCGCCUUCCGCCGCUAGAGGGCGGAAAAAGACAAAACUGAUGUAGGCAUUAGUGAGGAGACGCCGACCUAAAAGCAGGGGCUGGUCUUGACGGAGGAGGGCCAUCAUGCCACAGUUUCAUAGUUUUUUUGUACACGCAUAGAGUGGAGAUACCAGAAAGCACGCUGCUCUGACUCACCAACAGACACACCGCAGACUCCUCGUGGCUGAGCCCGGCAUCACACCGCACCGACAGAGAGGAAGAACUGACCGGCCGCGGUGCGAGAGAGUCCGCAAACCGGGAAGCUUUGUGUGUGAGGAGGAAGAAAGAGGAAACUCAGCCAACGAUGUCGGGGUCCAAAAAGAGAAACUCAAAUUCCUCGGCAGACAGGGAAGAGGACAAGCAAGUCACGGAAAGGAUGCUGUCCCCGGGUAACAAGAGCCCCAACAACGCCGCCGGAGGAGAGGGAGGGGAGGACGGGGUCGUCCUGAAGAGGAACAUCACUCUGUUGAACGGCGUGGCCAUCAUCGUGGGCACCAUCAUAGGCUCGGGCAUCUUUGUCACACCAACCGGCGUGGUGAGGGAGGCCGGCUCGGUGGGACUGUCCCUGAUAGUGUGGGCGGUGUGUGGGGUGUUCUCCACAGUGGGAGCCCUCUGCUACGCGGAGCUGGGGACCACCAUCACCAAGUCCGGCGGGGACUAUGCCUACAUCCUGGAGGUGUACGGCUCCCUGCUGGCUUUCCUCAAACUCUGGAUCGAGUUGCUCAUCAUUCGGCCGUCCUCGCAGUACAUCGUCGCCUACGUUUUCGCCACCUACCUCCUCAAGCCACUGUUCCCCGUGUGCCCGGUGCCGGAGGACGGGGCCAAGGUCGUGGCCUGCCUCUGCAUCCUCUUGUUGACGUUUGUGAACUGCUACAGUGUGAAGGCGGCAACCAGAGUGCAGGACUUCUUUGCAGCGGCCAAGCUCCUGGCACUUGGACUCAUCAUCAUCAUCGGCUUUGUCAAGAUUGGCCAAGGUGAGACAGACGGUCUUCUUCCAGAAAAUUCCUUCAAGGGGUCAAAAUAUGAGUUUGGCAGCAUGGGCCUGGCGCUCUACAGCGGUCUGUUUGCCUACGGUGGCUGGAACUACUUGAAUUUUGUUACUGAGGAGAUGAUUGAUCCUUACAAAAACCUUCCUCUUGCCAUCAUCAUCUCUCUGCCAAUAGUGACCGCAGUGUACGUUCUGACCAACCUGGCAUAUUUCACCACCCUCUCCCCUGAGCAGAUGCUGAGCUCAGAGGCCGUGGCUGUGGAUUUUGGUAACAGCCACCUGGGUCCGAUGGCAUGGAUCAUCCCGGUGUUUGUAGGACUGUCCUGCUUUGGAUCAGUUAACGGCUCUCUGUUCACAUCAUCCAGGUUAUUCUUCGUGGGUUCCCGGGAGGGUCACUUGCCGAGCCUGCUGUCAAUGAUCCACCCCACCCUGCUGACCCCGCUGCCCUCACUUAUUUUCACUUGCUUGAUGACGCUGCUCUACGCCUUCUCCAACGACAUCUUCUCUGUCAUAAACUUCUUCAGCUUCUUCAACUGGCUCUGCAUCGCCAUGGCAAUCGUUGGGAUGAUGUGGCUACGUUAUAAGAAGCCAGAGCUGGAGCGACCAAUCAAGGUGAAUAUUCUGCUGCCGGUGAGUUUCGUGCUCGCCUGCCUCUUCCUCAUCAUCGUCUCCUUCUGGAAGACUCCAAUAGAGUGUGCGAUUGGCUUCGGCAUCAUCGCUACUGGAAUUCCCGUUUAUUUAAUCGGUGUGUGGUGGAAGAGCAAACCCAAGUGGCUGCUGUAUGGAAUCUUCUCGACCACAGCCUUGUGUCAGAAGGUGAUGGAGGUGGUGCCUCAGGCGUCGUAAAAGGCCUCGCCCUUUACUCCAGCCAGUGGCCAGUCGGGUUGCACCAACAAUGACCUCUUGGCUCUGACAUCGCAGCUGAUAAAGCUUGACCUCUGUUGACUCCUUUCAUCCCACUUUCUCUCACACAUGCCCUGUCUGCAGGGCUCUGAUAAGGACCUGAUUAAGACAGUGUCUUAGUGGUCUUCAACAAUUUUUCUGUUGUUUCUUGCUAUAUGAUGCUGACAUUUUUGGGUUGUUAUUUGAGUAUUGACUAUUUUUAGUCUCUAACUAUCCUUUGUAGGCUGUUAUGCGUGGUUGUUGUUUUUGUUUUUUAUGAUGCAUUUCAAUGAAUUGUUUCUGUUUUACUGUUUACUGUUUUGUGAAUAAGUUCAUGUAAAAUAUCCUCCCUCCUCAGAAAACGGUUGUAUUUGGCAAGUUGUGCCUUACGUGGCAAAUGAAGGUGUAACUGUCAGCCUUAGUCAGCCAUUGACCUACAAACAGCUGUAAACUCAUUUAAGUCUAAAACCUUUGCAACCAGGAGCUUUUUAAAAAAUCCUGCAAGCAUCCCCUUUUAAUCUCCUGGAACCAACUUUUGCUUUCAAGUAGAAGUUGGAGUUGUCGCUAAACAAGAUUAGUUUUGUCAGAUAUUCAUGAAGCAGUCAUUCCAACUUUUUAGCACAUUUAGUUAAAAGUCUUGUGUUGACUGUCGUUGGUCGACAGUGUGGCAUGUCGGUCACUAUAAUGCCCGUGACCACUCAGUGUCUGUCUGCUGAGUUUUAGCCGUGCUCUCUGCUGUUUUUGUGACCCGGUGUGGUUUUAAAGUCGUCUGUGCUGUUGUAAGAAGUGAGUGACGUUGAAUGAAGAUCUGGGUGUGUUAGAGAUGUUUCUGUUUUCUCAUUUUUACAGUAAUGAGAUUGUCAACAAAUGUGUCCCAUCACAUAUAGGAUUGCUGCUGUGUUUUACUUUCAGUAGUCAAUGGAAUUAUACACCUGCAGAUGGAUAGUCAGUAAAUUAAGCUUACUUAAUAUUUGCUCAUUUCUGUUGAGUCAUGUUUUUGUUCAAAGCCUAUUUGUAUUACAGAGUUGCAUCUAAUGCAUUACAGACCAACCGUUGUGGUAAACAUGAGCAUACUGUUUGCAGUCUACUGAUGUCAACUCACAGGAUUCCAGGGUAUUGCAGUUGAAUUGCUAUUGAAGUUGCAUUGCUCUUUAAAUCAGCAUGUGGUCAGAUGGGAAGUGAUCGAAAGAAACCUGAUGCCUUUCUUAGUGUAGUGUGUGUAUGUGUGUGAAGGUGGGGGGGUUCUACAUUGGGGUUUCAGUCAGUUUCUCGUGUUAUCUUCCUGGACACAGACAGUUGAAGCUUAAAUGUCUCCUUCUGCACUAACAGGCACUUGUGACAUUUACAUGUAAACGUUUCACUGUUCAACUAUUUCUCUCACAUUUUGUUGUAUUUUAGUGUGUGUGUGUGUGUAUGUGUGUGUGUUUGGGGUCGUUAUUGUGGGUGAGAGGUCAAAAGAGGAUAAUAUAAGCAGAGAGACAACCGUGUGCUUCAGUCUAUGGAGAGAGAUGUUAGAGAGGAAAUGGGAAAGAGGAGAUUUGUUUUUGUUUUUGUUUUAUUUUUAAGAGGGGGGUGAAGUACAGAAGGAGCACAUUUUCAGAUCACAAUAUGAACUGCUAGUUUUAUACAGCGACCGUUAGUGCUGUAUUACUAAUGUCGACCCUCCUCCUGGCAACGGACCAAAAGUACACGUUACCGUGGCGGUGUUGUUUCCGUAGAGACAGUGUAACCGCUGUAGAGGCGGCAGAGUUGUUGGCAUGGAGACAGUGCCGGUGGAUGCAGGAGGGGUUAAUGUGUAUUUUUUAGAGGUAGAACCUUUCUAACAUUACAGCCAUCGCACAAAGCAGAUGGGAAACUAACCUGAGUAGGAAUGUAGAAAGUUUAUUUAUUUAUUUUUAGAAAACUGUUUUUUAAUGUUACUAGUCCCUCUAAUUUGUUUACAGUGCAUUUGGUGGAAAGUGCUUUACAAAUAAAUCUUGAGUUUUUUUCCACUCUG
Messenger RNA from Siniperca chuatsi (mandarin fish), 6048 nucleotides. It is a transcript of the gene slc7a5, whose product is annotated as solute carrier family 7 member 5. Gene Ontology annotation, molecular function: L-amino acid transmembrane transporter activity; neutral L-amino acid transmembrane transporter activity. Gene Ontology annotation, cellular component: membrane. Bases 2487 to 4016 code for a protein of 509 amino acids. Gene Ontology annotation, biological process: neutral amino acid transport; amino acid transmembrane transport. The transcript has 10 exons. Lineage: Eukaryota; Metazoa; Chordata; Actinopteri; Centrarchiformes; Sinipercidae. The record is from RefSeq and is a predicted model, not a curated record.